GCGAGCGGAGGUGAGCGACGCGCGGCUCCGCCCCUCAGUCAGUCACGGAGGUUGGUGGCUUCAAACCACUCGUGCUUCGCGGGGGCUGACGAGUGCUAGCGGAGGUUAAAAGAUAAUCCUCCUGGCCAAUGGACUGAGAUGUUCAUCACUGAAUUCCUCUACAGAGAAGAGCUAAAGAUGCACAGUUGUAUUCAGAGGGCAAGAAAACAAAGUGAAGCUGCUUCUUACCCCGUGUGUGUAUUCGUCAGAUCAUCUUGAAAUUUAACUAAAAAUAUGACAGCUCUUCCUUCAAAGAACUGCUCUUUUCAAUACCAGUCACAUCAGGCUCCAUGGUCCCUGGAUGCCACCUGUCUCCUGUUGUUGAUCAUACUUGGGAAAGUGUUGUUAAACGUCCUCAUCCUCAGAGUGAAAAGGAAAGACACCUCAUGGAGCUUUAUGGAGUACUUCUGCUUUUCACUAGCACUUGUUGAUCUCCUGCUGUUGGUAAACAUUUCUGUUCUGACCUACUUCAGGGACUUUGUAGUUCUAGGUAUUAGGUUUACUAACUACCACAUCUGUCUGCUCACACAGAUCAUUUCCUUCGCUUACGGCUUCUUGCAUUAUCCAGUUUGCUCCCUGGCUUGUAUAGACUACUGGUGUAAUCUGUCCAGAGCCACGAAGCCUUCAUCUAGGUGGCAAAAGUUACUUUAUUUGUUGACAGUCAUUUUAACUUGGAUCUCAGUCCUUGCUUAUGUUUUGGGUGAUCCAGCCAUCUCGGCAAGCCUAAAGACACACAAGACUUCUGUGUACCAAUGUCCCUCCUAUGUCAGCACUCAGAGUCACUGGCUAUCACUGUCUAUGUUGAUGGUUUUAUCUGUGGCCUUUCUGAUUUCAUGGCAAGAAGUUGUUGCCCUGAUACAGGCUAUCCGGAUAGCAUCCUACAAGAACAAGGCUGUCCUCUACUUUCCUUUCCCACCCCACACGGGUUACACUGUGAGCCCCAGAGCAGUGCUCUUGCCCAGGCUCAUCGUGUGCUUUCUUGGUACCUGGUUUCCCUUUGUAGCACUUCAGGCCCUCAUCCUCUCACUCAGAGUUCAGAUUCCAGCGUACAUAGAAAUGAACGUCCCCUGGCUGUACUUCGUCAACAGUUUUCUCAUUGCUGCGGUUUAUUGGUUUAACUGCCACAAGCUUUAUUGGAGAGACGGCAUGUUCCCUGUGGAUCCUUUCAUCAACUGGAAAUGCUGCUUUGUUCCGGUCCACAGACUUAAGCAAGUGGAGAGGCCCAUGUCUAUAAUCAUCUGUUAACAUGCUGCUGUGCUGACAGGAACCCCAUAAGCACCAAGAUCAAUCUUGCAGGGACAAAGGUGGCUCAGGACAUGUAUGAAGCUCUUGUUCCCCUAACUUUUACCUUUUCAGCACAGCCUCCUGGGGUGGAUAUUAAAUAGUGCUAAGGACACAUUAACACAGCAGAAUCUUUAUACCUGCUUGUCAACAUUUAUAUAUCUGGUAUUAAUCCAAGAGUAAAUUAAACACAUUAACAUGUGGCCAGCUUGAUGUUUUACUCUUAAAAAACUACUGGGUACAAAAUGUUAUAUAAAUUUGAAAUUCUAUUUGCCAACUUUAAGGUCUGAGCUUAAAUAUUUUAUAAACUUUAGAGCAAAAAUAAAAGACUUAACAUGA
Rattus rattus (black rat) is the source of this 1659-nucleotide messenger RNA. It is a transcript of the gene Gpr160, whose product is annotated as G protein-coupled receptor 160. The record is from RefSeq and is a predicted model, not a curated record. Gene Ontology annotation, cellular component: plasma membrane; signaling receptor complex. Bases 274 to 1284 code for a protein of 336 amino acids. The transcript has 4 exons. NCBI's taxonomy places the organism in Eukaryota, Metazoa, Chordata, Mammalia, Rodentia, Muridae.